This is a messenger RNA of Endocarpon pusillum Z07020, 1902 nucleotides long. RefSeq lists its product as uncharacterized. The record is from RefSeq and is a predicted model, not a curated record. The coding region runs from base 1 to 1902 and encodes 633 amino acids. The transcript has 3 exons. Lineage: Eukaryota; Fungi; Ascomycota; Eurotiomycetes; Verrucariales; Verrucariaceae.
AUGUUUCCCAAUGGUAGGAUCGAGGAUCUGACUCUAGGUUUGCCAAACAUCAAGCAAGUGAAAGCGGCAUCAAGAAAAGACUUACCGCCUGUGAUGUGGCGAGUGUACUCCAGAGCCUCCGCGGGUGACAACUCCGAGGCUGCAUUCCUCGCACACGCAUUGAGCGAGAGGGUGGCUCACAAAUACGGGCUCAAAGCCGGAAGCCGCUCCCGUCGUGUUGAAGACGUGGACCAAACGGAAAUGCGAGGUAUGCUGAGCAACCAUCUUGGAUGGCACAAGAAGAACGGCGGCUUUGAAAGCCGUUUCAUUUCUGUUACCUCUUCUCCCUUGUUCGCUCUUCAAUUGGCUAUCCAAAAACAUGCUCGGAUGAAACGCGAGGAAAGGCUAGCGAAGCGCGCUGCUGAAGAAGCGGCUAGAAAGAAGAUGAAAAGGGCCGACAAAAAAUCCGAACUUGAUGAGGAGCAAGACGAUGAGGACUCUGACAUCGAAAUCCCCAAGAAGAAGGCCAGGGUCAAUGUUCCUGAGGGUGACAUAUUCAUAUCCAUCAUUGACACUUCGACGUUGCCGAAAGGGACAACUAUAUACAAAGCUAAUGUGAUGCUCGCCGCAUACGAAAAUGGCAAGCCCUUGACCCAGAACCCAGAAUUCUUCGUGGCGGAGUACCUGGUCUGGGAAACUCUGAAGGUCGAUUCAUGCCACGUCUCAUUUGAUACGCUCCUGAACAAAGGAUUCUUGACACUUUUUGAUGAUUUCAAGCAGAGCCCAAACAACUUGCAAACGCAGGUCCAAAAUCUCCGGAGCAGUCUCUUUGACUGGGGGCCUUUGCAAGAUAAGAAGCGAACAGCUAUUCCACACAGGAGAUUCAGCGCUGCAAUGAGACUUGCUGCUUCGUUUGCCGAUAAAUGGCAGUUACCGAUGUUCGUUGCAUUCCUUUCGCUCUUACGGAGAUGGCACACCGACGACUCCAUUAUCCUGAGAGCUGUGCAAGCAAUCGAAGAUGGCUUCAUUGGUCUGCCCGACCGGUUAGAUCUACCUCAGAAACGUCCGUCACGCAACUCUGGCGUACCCGAGAUAGCAGGUUAUGAGCAACUUAUGUGGACUCUAUGCCAGUACCUCAAAGGAGAGAAAGGCGUUCAAGGUGAAGAUGAACCUUCUAAGGGUCUCCCGGUUGGUAACCUAAUGGCUCGCGGCAAGGGGAUGAGGGGGACGCUGCCAUACUUUGUUGCUCCGAUUCUUAAGAAGAGACCACCCAGGUUUAAACUCGAGCCCAAACUCAAGGUCAAGCAAGAAGUCAAGGUGGAAAACAAUGUUGACGCCGGAGCCAAGGAAGAGGCGCAGAAUACCUCCUCCAGCUCUAUCCCUACUGAUAUGCCAGACCCUUCGAAAAAACGCAAGUCGCCAGAAGCGAACGACCAAGAGAAGCAAGCUGGAGGCUCGCCGCAAGAAGUGGAUCAGGUGCCCGUCCUAAAGAAGGUGAAGACGACGAACGAUGCCUCAAACACUCAGCCUCUAGCUGAACCUGCUUCUGCUGGUUCAGACGCAACUCAGCUAGCGCCUCUAUACAAUGAAAGUAUGGGAGAGGUUGCUGCUGGUGAUGCAGGCGGACUUGCACCAGACCAAAUGAUUGAUCAAACAGCGGCCGAAAACGAGAACCAUGUGAGCUUUGAGGACUGCAGGGGGAACAAUGAGACUGGUACCAGUGAAUGGGAAGGCUUUGAUAGCGAUGAUGACGUUGAAGGUGGUAAUCAACUUAGCGAAGCAGAAGAUAAUGCUGCAUUAGGAGAAGGCUUCGCCGUGGGUUAUGAUAUCCAGCCUGCGAACGAAGGCAAGCUGGGGACAGAGAAGGAGGACGGCAAAGAAGACAAGACUGACCAGAAGCAAUCAGAUGCGGAUCAUGUCUGA